UGAAUUGAAAGAAAAAAAGAAAACCCCAUCUCAUUUGUCACUCACAAAACACAUACUGGGUGUGAAUGUGAAGUACACAAAACAACCAAAGUCAUCAACGAUCUUGUUUAUUCAACAAUCUCAAGAAGGAAGAUUGCAAUGGGAAGGCCACCUUGUUGUGAUAAGAUAGGAGUGAAGAAAGGGCCAUGGACUCCAGAAGAAGAUAUAAUUCUUGUAUCUUAUAUUCAAGAAAACGGCCCUGGGAAUUGGAGAUCUGUUCCUACCAGUACUGGUUUGCUAAGAUGCAGUAAGAGUUGCAGGCUCCGAUGGACGAAUUAUCUCCGUCCAGGUAUCAAACGUGGAAACUUCACAGAUCAAGAGGAGAAGAUGAUCAUCCAUCUGCAAGCCCUUCUUGGCAACAGAUGGGCAGCAAUAGCUUCUUAUCUUCCACAAAGAACAGAUAAUGAUAUCAAGAAUUACUGGAACACCCAUCUGAAAAAGAAGCUCAGCAAGAUCCAAGGCAACUCAUCCAAUCAAGAAAACCAUCAUCCCUCAAGGGGGUCGAACUCGUCAUCAUCCUCGGAAACUACCAUGUCUAAAGGUCAAUGGGAGAGAAGGCUUCAAACUGAUAUCCACAUGGCCAAACAAGCCCUUUGUGAUGCCUUAUCUCUCGACAAUAAGUCCGUCAAUCUGCCUCAGUUAUCCUCAUCCACCUUUUCAAGAAAGCCCUCAUCAUCAAUUGGUACAAACCCUAGUGCAAAAAUAGAACAAGAAUUGGUUCUACCCCCUCCACAGACCAAUCAGAGUACAAUCACUUAUGCAUCAAGUACCGAAAACAUUGCACGAUUGCUCCCAAACUGGAUGAAAAAGAAGCAAAAAUCUUCACAGACGAGCUCCGAAAGCACCCAGACUCGGAAUUCUUUUGAUGGGCAGUUCCCUAGUCCUCCAAGUGAAGGUUUUGAUAAUUCACUGCAGUUUGGCUUACAUAACUACAGCAAUAUUUCCGAAGUUUCCCAAUCGGUUUCGCCUGAAACGAGUUUAUUCCAAGAUGAAAGCAACCCAUCUGCAAAUACGGAUAAUGCACAACUGCCUCCUCUUAGUUUCCUAGAGAAAUGGCUUCUUGAUGAUGCUAAUGCUCAAGAACAUGAUCAAGAUAACCUCAUGAAUCUUUCUUUAGAAGAAAGUAAUGGCUUGUUUUGAAUCCUUUUUUCCUCCUGGUUUUUGGAAUAGGGUGUUCAAUUAUGCUUAUGGAGGGGUUAAUUGAUUUUCCGUCCAACCCAUUAAGUGUGAAUCAGAUCUAGGGCUUCAGUGAUCUUAAACAAAUAGCUGGAAGAAGGUAGUACUCUUUUAGGUGUGUUCUUUACUCUUUUUAGUUUUUGCGAGUGUUGAAAAAAAGUGUAAAGUAUCUACAGAUCAUAGUCCCUUCAUGACUCGACUCAUCUCAUCUCAUCUCAUCUCAUCUCAUCUCAUCAUCUUCUUAGGAAAAAGAUGUCUACUUUGGGUUUCUUUGUAUCUAAUACGAUGAUGAAUGAGAAUUAGGUUUUCGAAU
Cynara cardunculus var. scolymus (artichoke) is the source of this 1528-nucleotide messenger RNA. RefSeq names its product myb-related protein 306. Gene Ontology annotation, biological process: response to auxin. The transcript is spliced from 3 exons. Bases 139 to 1179 code for a protein of 346 amino acids. Lineage: Eukaryota; Viridiplantae; Streptophyta; Magnoliopsida; Asterales; Asteraceae. The record is from RefSeq and is a predicted model, not a curated record.